AUGUUAAAAAAUAAAAGAAAGCCAGGGAAGUUGGUGCGGGCACCGAAAAAACUCUUGAAGAAAGCCGAUCGAGCGGAGUCCCAGGAAGAUUCGCCUGCCGAGGAUCACAGCGACGUGGAGCAGUCUGCUCCAAGCACCGAUGAUGGCUUCGAUGAACCCAAGGCCACACCCACCAAGAAGGAUCAAACGCCCACUACGAAACCGAAGAGGAACAAGUUCAGGGAGAGGGACGAGGCCAAGAACGUGAAGCCACCCACUUUGGAGGAGAUGAAGGAGCUGCGCGACACCCAGAACCUCUUCCACUCCAAUCUCUUCAAGCUGCAGGUCAAGGAGAUGCUGCAGGAGUUGCAGUUAAAGCAGAAGUACACAGACUUUAUAGACAACUGGAUGGAAUCCUUCACUGCUUUCACCCAACAGCUAAAGGAUGGCUUGAUGGAGCGAAGCCACCUGGAGGUGCCUCUGCAACUGCCCCAAAAGCCCACCAGCUUUGUUUUCUCCAAACCCACCAGGGAACCUUACCUGAUUGGAGCCGCCUCCACUGGCACAUUGCUGGGCCCCAAAAUUGUGGUGGAUGUGGCUCUGGAGAUGCCCAAGGAAUCGCUGCACAAGGACGAUUACCUGAACCUUCGUUACGACCAGAAGCGAGCUCUGUACCUCACCUAUGUGACGGAGAGGAUGAAGGAGUCUCCGAUUUACGCCCAGGAUCAGUUUGCCUUCAACUACUUUGCAAACAAUCCGCUGAAACCCGUUUUGGAGCUAAUCCCUGCGGCCAAGCAGGUCACCAAGCACUUGCAGGUGCGCCUGUUCAUCACCGCACCGCUGAGCAGCUUUAAACCUGGCAGAUUUGUGCCUUGGAACAACAAUAUUCGUCCCUCGUUCUACGGCGACGAAUGGGACGAGGAGGAUCCGCUGCCCUCCACCCAGCACUACAACGCCAACGUUCUGUUUGAUCUUACUUUGUCCGAGAAUCAGGCCCACCUGGAGAAGGCCUUCAAGGGCAGGCGCAACUUCCAGGACGGCCUGCUGCUCCUCAAAGUCUGGCUGCGUCAACGGGAAUUGCACAUAGGCUACAGUGGCUUUGGCCCCCACAUCCUGGCCGCCUUUAUUGUCUACCUGAACUCGCAACGCAUCCUGCAUCAGUCGAGCAGCAGUUACCAGGUGGCGCGCACCGUCUGGAACCAGCUGGCCAACACGGACUGGACCAAGGGCAUUAGUUUGGCUCCUAAAGUCGAAAAGGAAGAACUCAGCAAGUUCUCCUCGCACUAUGACGUCUCUUUUAUGGACUUUACAGGCCAGCAUAAUCUUUGCGCAAAUGUUCCUCUGUCUUUGUACCAAAGAGUGCGAGAGGAGGCCAAACUGGCGGUGGAUCUGCUAAACGACAUGAAGUUGAAUAGUUUUCCCCUAAUCUUUAUGCAAAAGUGUCCUUUGUACAGCAGAGUGGACAACAUUUUGAAGAUUACCAACCACUCUUGUGUUAAUCAAAUGCUGUUGCUGCAUUCCCAGCCUCGUUUCAAGUAUGACUACGCUAAAUACGGCUACCCGCAGCUGUUUCAAUUGUUAACAGAACUCCUUCAAAAAGGACUGGCUGAGCGUGUCCAUGCCAUUCUGCCUCUGGAAACGCCGUGUGCCGCCUGGCCUGUGGAAAACAAGGCUCCUGUGAUAGGAAAGCACAUUCAACUGGGUCUGAUACUCCAACCAGAGCACGCCUACGAGGUGCUAAACAAAGGACCCGCCGCCAACGAGGAUCCCGAGGGAGCAGCGGAGUUUCGCCGUUUCUGGGGAGAGAAGUCAAACCUUCGAAGGUUCCAGGAUGGCAGCAUCACCGAAGCUGUUGUCUGGGGCACCGCACAGGAUGCGCCCGCCAAGAAGCGACUAAUCGUACAGCAGAUUGUCCUGCAUCUGCUGGAGCAUCACCUGCAGCUGGAGAGCAAGGAUGUGCAAUAUAUCGCCGCCGAGUUGGACCAGGUCUACCGGCUGUCUCCCUGGUUCAAGGUGACUAAACUGCAGACCAAGCUUCCUUUGGAUCAGGAUACAGAUGCGGAGGCACUCAGUCCGCAUGUCAUUCGCUGCUACGAUGAAUUGUCGAGACAACUGCACGGGCUGAAUGAUCUGCCGCUGGAGAUAGUCUCCAUAUCGGGCACCUCUCCCGUUUUCCGCUACUGCGAGCCGCAACCGGUGCUUCCUCAAGCGCGACUGGCCGACAACCGCAUCCUGGCGAGCCACGUUCAGCGCGUGGUAAUUCAGUUGGGCCAAAGCGGCAAGUGGCCCAGCGAACUGACCGCGUUGCGUGCUAUAAAAACGGCCUUUCUCAUCGAGAUUGGCGAAAAGCUGGAGGCACAAUGCCGCCUGAAAUGGCUGAUGACCGCCGAUGGUCUGCUGGUGCUGAAGCAGGGCUACUGUUUCCUGAUCGAGCUGGCCCACAACAAGGAGCUGGCGUUGCUCAAGCAGGAGGUUACUGAGCGCGGCGUAACCACAUACAUUGACAAUCCAGCCAGUCGUUCCCUGGAGCGGCAGCACUACAUUUUGCCCAAAGUGAGCGGUGCUUUGCAUUCGCUGCAUCAAACGCACUCGGCUUUCGGCGCCACUGUGCUGUUGGCCAAGCGUUGGCUGGCCACCCAGCAGCUGGACGAAGGUCUCUGGCCCGAAAUGGCCACCGAGCUGCUGGUGGCGCAUCUCUUCCAGCAAAGGUAUGCGCCACAGGCCAUAGCUGCGCCACAAACCGGGUUCAUUCGCUUCCUGCAGCUGCUCGCCCACAGCGAUUUCAAUGGCGAACUCUUUCUGCUCAACUUUAACAACAGCUGGCAGGAACAACAAAUUGCCGAUCUGGAGCACAGCUACCGCAGUGAUCGCCAGAGUUAUCCUCCCCUGGCGGUGGCCACCUCCUACGAUUUGCAGCAUGCCGGACGCCUGUGGACCUCGGAUGAAUCCCCCAGCCAGCGGGUUCUAGGACAUGUGACACGUUUGGCCCGCCAUUCCCUGGAGAUUAUUGAAAACAGCCUGAUGACAAAGGAUCUGAGGUUUGUGCGUCCGGCGCAAUUGUUUCGAGCUUCCAACGAGGGUUACGAUUUGGUCAUACAACUCAAGCCCGAUCUGGUGCCCAAUUCCUUGUGCUACGACCUGGGAUCUCCGUUUGUGUCCUUUGGCAAGCCCAACUUUCUGCUGCCACGAGCCGGAGCAGAUCGACUUGCCAGGAUUGUGGGACAAUUGAGGUCUGCCUAUUCCGACUUCGCUGCCUUCUUCUAUAAUCCCCACGGUGGCAAGGAAAUAGCCAUUAUGUGGCGCCCACCCUCUGAAUUUGCACCCAAGCCCUUUAAGGUCACCGAACUGCAAGGCUGCUCUCCUUGCGAUAAUGGAAAGGUGCAAGUUCUCAAGGAAACGCUGCUCGAGGACUUUAAAUUCCUGCUUAAGGAUUUCUACCUGCGCAUUGCCACACCAGAGGAGCUCAAGCGGGAACAGCGCGAGCAUCAGCAGCCCAAGCGGUACUUCAAUGCCAAUAAGGAACAGGAGGCGUCUAGUCCAAAGCCGAAAAAGCAGAAGGUUCGGAAGGAAACUGAGCAGGAGGCACCACCCAAAAAGAAACGCCUCAUAAAAAGCUCGGCUCUGAAGGGCCUUAAUUAGUUGUAAUCAUAGCUUAAUUUUUAGCU
Molecule: messenger RNA, 3644 nt
Organism: Drosophila takahashii
Lineage: Eukaryota; Metazoa; Arthropoda; Insecta; Diptera; Drosophilidae
Gene: Mat89Ba
Product: nucleolar protein 6 Mat89Ba
Biological process (GO): rRNA processing; tRNA export from nucleus
Cellular component (GO): UTP-C complex; small-subunit processome; CURI complex
Source: RefSeq, a predicted model, not a curated record